This is a messenger RNA of Helianthus annuus (common sunflower), 720 nucleotides long. RefSeq names its product protein ELF4-LIKE 3. Lineage: Eukaryota; Viridiplantae; Streptophyta; Magnoliopsida; Asterales; Asteraceae. The transcript is spliced from 3 exons. Gene Ontology annotation, biological process: positive regulation of circadian rhythm; entrainment of circadian clock. The record is from RefSeq and is a predicted model, not a curated record. Bases 249 to 563 code for a protein of 104 amino acids.
GUAUUCAUCAAUACACACACAUACAUCGGAGAGAGAUUUAGAUUUUAGAAAGAGACUGUCAAAUCUCCAUACUCUCUCUCUCUCUCUAAAAUUCCAUGUUUUAUUCUCUCUGAAUAUAAUGCUCCCGGAUUUUCAAGUACAGGUAGUCUGCCUAUCUCAGCAGCAAGCACACUGAAAAAAUAGGAAAACGCUCACCCGACCAACCGACCACAGUUAACAGAGGCUAAGGUCAGGUGAUUUUGUUUGUGAUGGAGGGCAAUGGAGGGGGUGAAUUAGAUGGGAAGGUGUUGCAGACGUUUCAAAAGAGUUUUGUUCAAGUUCAGCACAUUUUGGAUCAAAACAGGCUGUUGAUCAACGAGAUUAACCAGAAUCAUGAAUCAAAGGUCCCUGAUAAUCUGAGUAGAAACGUGGGGUUGAUCAGAGAGCUCAACAACAAUAUAAAAAAAGUUGUUCAUCUUUAUUCUGAUCUUUCAUCCAAUUUUUCCAAGUCAGUUGACGUCAACUCCUCUGAAGGGGAUUCGAGAUCAGAUGCCAAGAAGAGGACUAGGCCUCCUACUGCUUAAUUAAUUCUUAUUUUUUUUUUACAAAUAUUAUUCUCAUUUAAAUUAGAUUGUAAGUUUCUUAUCUAGUACUACUUUUCAGAAUAACAACCCACCGUCCCUGUAUAUCUUUCUUUCAAUCUAAUUCAGUAAUUGUAAUCUCUCUUUUUUACCAUAUUAA